AUGCAGGAGAUGAUCGAGAUGGCGGCGGAGAAGGAGACGUUCCUGGUCCCGGCCCCGCCGCCGCCCCUCAGGCCCCCGCCCGCGGCGGGGGGAGGGGGCGGCCCCCUGGUGCAGCUGCACCAGGAGGCCGCCUCGGCGGAGCUGCACGAGGAGGCCGCCCCGGCCAAUCAGCGCCGGGAAGGGGGCGGGGCGCCGCGCGGGGGAGGAGGCGGCGGCCCCCUCGUGCAGCUGCACGAGGGGGCCGCCCCGCUGGGGCAGCGCCGGGGCGGGGGCGGCCCGCCCCAGGAGGAGGACGACGGCGGCGGCGUGGGCGAGCUGCUGCUGCUGCCGCGGCCUCGCAACGGCUUCCAGCCCCCGCGGCCGGCCGGCGGCUCCAAGCGGCGCAACAGCUGCAACGUGGGCGCCCGGCACCCGGCCGCCAAGCGCCGGCGCCGGGUCAACUCCGAGUGCGACCCGGUGCUGCCCUCCGAGUUCCUGCUGGGCGGCAACAUCUUCGACCCCCUCAACCUCAACAGCCUCCUGGACGAGGAGGUGAACCAGGCCCUCAACGCCGAGACCCCCAAGUCGUCGCCGCUGCCGGCCCGGGGCCGCGACCCGGUGGAGAUCCUCAUCCCCAAGGACAUCACCGACCCGCUCAGCCUCAACGCCCAGGACGGCGACGCGGCGGCCCUGGUGCUGGCCUCGCCCUUCAAGGCGGGCCGCAAGCGCCACCGCCACCGGGGCGGGCAGCAGCGGGGCGGCGGGGGCGGCGGGGCCGGGGACUGCAAGCCGGCCGCCUGCAAGGCCUGCGACGCCGCCUGCCCCGCCCCGCAGCCCUACGAACUCAACACGGCCAUCAACUGCCGGGACGAGGUGGUCUCCCCGCUGCUGCCCCUGGCCGCCGAGGGGGCGGGCUGCGUCACCCCCUCUUGCGCCGCCGGCGGCCGCCACCACCACCACCACCACCGCAAACGGCGCCGGACUAGCAGCAAAUCGGAGGCGGCCGGCGGGCCCAAGCUGCCGCCGCCUCCCCCCACCCCGGGCGGGGGCAAAGGCGGGGGCCAGCCGGGCAAGGGCAGCCCGGAAAAGGGCAAAUUGGCCGGGCGGCACCAACAGGCGCCCGCGGCCAAGCGGCGGCGGCAACAGCGGAAGUUCCAGUACGGCAACUACUGCAAAUACUACGGCUACCGGAACCCCAACUGCGAGGACGCCCGGCUGCGGGUCAUGAAGCCCGAGUGGUUCCAGGGCAAAGAGGUGCUGGACCUGGGCUGCAACGUGGGGCACCUCACCCUGAGCGUGGCCAAGAAGUGGAAACCCGCCCGGGUGGUGGGGCUGGACAUCGACGGGGGCCUGAUCCACUCGGCACGCCAGAACAUCCGCCACUACCUGUCCGAGGAGAUCCGGCAGCGGCAGGACGCCGCCGAGGCGGGAGCCGGCCCCAAGAGGCGGAGGGGCGGCUUCCCUGCCUCGCUGGCGGCCAGCAGGGGGCCCAUCGCUGCCCCCCGGGUGCCCCAGGAUGGGGCUGGGGCCGCCGACUUCCCCGACAACGUGAUCUUUGUCCGGGGGAACUACGUGCUGGAGCGGGACGAGCUGCUGGAGACGCAGGGCGCCGAGUACGACGUGGUGCUGUGCCUCAGCCUCACCAAGUGGGUGCACCUCAACUGGGGGGACGACGGGCUGAAGCGGCUCUUCAAGCGCAUCUUCCGCCACCUGCGGCCCGGCGGCCUCCUGCUGCUGGAGCCCCAGCCCUGGUCCUCCUACGGCAAGCGCAAGAACCUGACGGAAACCAUCUACAGAAACUACUACCGCAUCCAGCUGAAACCGGAGCAGUUCCCCUCCUACCUGACCUCCCCGGAGGUGGGCUUCUCCAGCUGCGAGCUGGUGGCCAGGCCCUACAACAGCUCCAGAGGCUUCCAGCGCCCCAUUUAUCUCCUCCACAAAGGCCACCCCGCCGCCCACUGAGGGAGAAGCGGCCGACGCUCGGGGCCAGAGGCCCCCCCCUGGUUUUUUUUCGUUGCAUUGGAGGACAGCUGGGCUGAGCCUGUCGGACUGGGCGCCGGGCCCCGCGGGUGGCAGCCGCCGGACGUGGCGCGGCGCCUCAGGCGCCGGCGGGCAGACGGCCCGGCCUGGCCCGCGGGCUUUGCGCUCACCGAAUCCGCCGCGUGAGAGGGGCUGCCCCCUGCUGGACACUGCUUGGUGCUGCAGCCUGGAGGAGACCAGCGGGGGCCCUGUGCUGCAUACUCAGCCCCCCCCCCCCCCCCCCCCCCGGCUCCAGUUGGAGCUCGUACAGCUGACUUGGGGGGGGAGGGGGCAGCUGUACGAGCUCCCGCCCCCCUCCCCCCCCCUCCCAAACAGCUCAUCUCUCUGCAGCAGGGAGGGGCCCUUUGCAUCUAUGGUUAGAGGGGGGAGACCAACCAGGACGGCAGCUGCCUCGGUUUCCCCUCUGCUGUAAAAGGGGGGGGGGGCAGCGCUGCCCUGCUUGCCAGGGGGAGGCCACAGUGGGGCCGGUGGGAUCCCUGGGCUGGUUCCCCCCUGGAGCUGGGGGGGGGGCGCACCCCCCGCGUGUGACGUGGAGUUUUAUCUUUACAGAUGUUGAUUCUAUUAUAUAUAAAUAAAAGCUACGGAUUAUU
Mauremys mutica (yellowpond turtle) is the source of this 2609-nucleotide messenger RNA. RefSeq names its product methylphosphate capping enzyme (gene MEPCE). Gene Ontology annotation, biological process: snRNA modification. The transcript has 4 exons. Bases 1 to 1941 code for a protein of 646 amino acids. NCBI's taxonomy places the organism in Eukaryota, Metazoa, Chordata, Testudines, Geoemydidae. Gene Ontology annotation, molecular function: snRNA binding; O-methyltransferase activity; RNA methyltransferase activity. The record is from RefSeq and is a predicted model, not a curated record.